Messenger RNA from Lotus japonicus, 776 nucleotides. Its product is annotated as probable glutathione S-transferase. NCBI's taxonomy places the organism in Eukaryota, Viridiplantae, Streptophyta, Magnoliopsida, Fabales, Fabaceae. Gene Ontology annotation, biological process: glutathione metabolic process. The coding region runs from base 24 to 719 and encodes 231 amino acids. The transcript has 2 exons. Gene Ontology annotation, molecular function: glutathione transferase activity. The record is from RefSeq and is a predicted model, not a curated record. Gene Ontology annotation, cellular component: cytoplasm.
UUUUAGAGCAAUAUUAAUCAAUAAUGGAGGAUGAUGUUAAGGUUUUUGGUCUAUGGGCAAGUCCAUAUACCCAGAGGGUUAUAUGGGCACUAAAAUUAAAGGGUGUGACUUAUGAGUACAUUGGGGAAGAUCUAGCAAACAAGAGCAACCUGUUAUUGCAAUACAAUCCCAUCUACAAGAAGGUUCCUGUUCUUGUACAUAAUGGAAAACCAGUAGCAGAGUCAAUGGUCAUUCUUCAAUACAUUGACGAGACAUGGCCUCAGAUCCCUCUUAUGCCCCAAGACGCUAAAGAGAGAUCCAAUGUUCGUUUUUGGUCAAAAUUCAUCGAUGAAGCGAUAACGCACCUUAUCGAAUUUUUCCGGUAUGAUGGAGAAAAACACGAGAGGGAAAUGAAAGAGAUUUGGGAAGCUUUGAGACUCAUAGAAAAAGAAAGUGGACUUGGUAAAAAGAAAUUCAUUGGUGGCAACACCAUAGGAUUGGCAGACCUUGCCUUGGGAUGGGUUGCUCAUACUCUGGUGGCCAUGGAAGAGGUGAUUGGAGUCAAGUUCAUCACUGCUGAAGAGUUUCCUCACCUUCACUCAUGGAUAGGGAAUUUCUUGGCAACUCCUGCUAUAAAAGACAAUCUCCCAUCUCAUGAGCUAGCAGUUGAGUAUUUCAAAGAAAAGAGGAAGAUGUGUCUUGCAAUAUUUGCUACCCAACCUUGUCACCACCAUCACUAGAUCUAUAUUAUUAUGUAUAAUAAUUAUGAUUUAAUUUAUAUGCAACAACACAAGAGU